Danio aesculapii is the source of this 3721-nucleotide messenger RNA. RefSeq names its product NACHT, LRR and PYD domains-containing protein 3-like. The transcript has 9 exons. Gene Ontology annotation, molecular function: protein binding. The record is from RefSeq and is a predicted model, not a curated record. NCBI's taxonomy places the organism in Eukaryota, Metazoa, Chordata, Actinopteri, Cypriniformes, Danionidae.
AGUGCAACUUCGUUUCAUGUCAUUUAAUGCUGCUAUCAAGAGACAGAAUGGAUUUAAUUAUAUGAUGUUUGAUGAUCUUCAUUGUUUAUACAGAGCUUGAUCUGUCUUCAAAAUGAGGUACCAGGAAUGGAGAAAAGAGGGCACUUUUGUUCAUGCGCACUCUAUGAACACUUACAUGCCCUCUGUUAUCAGUGAGGAUAAAGCAGUGACAUCUGACCCUGUUAUGUCUCCAGAAUGUAGCUGUGUGUCAAUGAAGAGCGACUGGUCCAUAGAGAUCCCUCCCGAUUUCAGCGAUAAAGCAGUGACUUCUUACUCUGAAAUGAAGAGAGAUGCUGUGAUCAGAUCAGUGACCCCCAAUUUGACCUGCACUGAAUCUGACUUUCAGAGGGUCAAAGAUAAACACAAAACCAACAUGAAGACCAAAUAUGAGGGAUUAUUUGAGGGAAUCAAUCUAGAAGAGAACCAAACCCUCUUGAACAACAUCUACACACAGCUCUACAUCAUAGAGGGAGAGAGUAAAGGAGUGAAUGAAGAACAUGAGGUUUUACAGAUGGAGAAAACAGCCAGAACACAAGACACUCCAAUCUACUGCAAUGACAUCUUUAAACCCCUAAAUAAACCAGAGCAUGAGGAGAAAGACCAAAUCAAGACUGUUCUCACUAAAGGCAUCGCUGGAAUUGGAAAAACCGUCUCAGUGCAGAAGUUCAUUCUAGACUGGAGUGAAGGAAAAGCCAAUCAGGAUGUAGAUUUCAUGUUUGUGCUUCCAUUUCGAGAGCUGAACUUGAUUAAAGAUCAUCAGUACAGUCUUCACAGACUUCUGCUGGACUUUCAUCCUGAACUUCAAGAUCUGGACUCAGACAUGUAUGAGGAGUGUAAAGUCGUGUUCAUCUUUGAUGGUCUGGAUGAAAGCAGAAUCACACUGAAGUUUUCAGACGUUGAGAGAGUUAGUGAUGUGAAUGAGUCUUCAUCAGUGGCUGUGUUGAUGUCAAACCUCAUCAGAGGAGAUCUGCUUCCCUCUGCUCUCAUCUGGAUCACCUCCAGACCAGCAGCAGCCAAUCAGAUCCCCUCAAAAUACAUCCACCGUCUGACAGAAAUUCAGGGAUUCAAUGAGCUUCAGAAGGAGGAAUAUUUCAAGAAGAGAAUCAGUGAUGUGGGUCAAGCCAGCAGAAUCAUCUCCCACAUCAGAAGAUCCAGAAGCCUCCACAUCAUGUGUCACAUACCCGUCUUCUGCUGGAUCUCAGCCACUGUGCUUCAGAAGCUCCUGAACCAAGAUGACAGAGCAGAAAUCCCUCAAACUCUGACUGAAAUGUACAUCCACUUCCUACUGACUCAGAUCAACACGAGGAACCAGAAGUAUGAAGAGAGAGAUCCAGAGAAACUCCUGGAGUCCAGCAGAGACGUGAUUGUGAAACUUGCUGAACUGGCUUUCAACCAGCUGAUGAAGGGCAAUGUGAUGUUCUAUGAGGAGGACCUGAUUGAGAGCAGCAUAGACGUCACUGACGCCUCAGUGUAUUCUGGGAUUUGCACUGAGAUCUUCAAGGAGGAAUCUGUGAUUCAUCAGAGGAAAGUCUACAGCUUCAUUCAUCUCAGCUUUCAGGAGUUUCUCGCUGCUUUCUUUGUGUUUUACUGCCAUAUAGUCAAGAAUGAGGAGUCACUAAAGUUUUUUCUGAAUGACAAAUAUAACCGCUAUAGUAGGGGAAACUCUCUUUAUGAGUUACUAAAAGCAGCAGUCAUUAAGUCCUUAAAAAGUGAAAAUGGACACCUAGAUCUUUUCCUGCGGUUUCUGCUCGGCCUCUCACUGAAAUCCAAUCAGAGAUGCUUACUGCGGCUACUGACUCACACAGAGAAGAGCUUUGAGACCAUCAUGAGAAUCACAGAUGACAUAAAAGACAAAGUUAAGUUGGAUAAAUAUCUCUUAGUUGAGAGAUGCAUCAAUCUGUUCCUCUGUCUGCUGGAAAUGAAGGAUCAGACUCUGUACAGAGAGAUUCAGGAGUUUGUGAAACCACAAAAUGGCUCCGUGAAGAAACUCUCUCCAUCUCACUGUUCAGCAAUCUCCUACAUGCUCCAGAUAUCAGAGGAGGAGCUGGAUGAGUUUGAUUUGAAGAAAUACAACACAUCAGAUGAGGGCAGAAGGAGACUGAUACCAGCUGUGGUGAACUGCAGGAAAGCUCUACUUGCUGGCUGUAAUCUCAGUGAUCAGGUCUGUGAAAGUUUGUCUUCAUCUCUACAAUCAUCAAAUUCACUGAGAGAGCUGGACCUGAUGUGACCGCACCUUUACAAUGACCUGCAGGAUUCAGGAGUGAAGCUGCUCUCUGAUGGACUGAAGAGUUCACACUGUCAUCUGGAGAUACUGAGAUUAUCUGGCUGUAUGGUGACUGAGGAAGGCUGUUGUUUUCUGGCUUCAGCUCUGAGAUUAAACCCCUCACACCUGAAAGAGCUGGAUCUGAGCUACAAUUACCCUGGAGAAUCAUUAGCUGAGCUGAUCUCGGAUCCAAACUACAAACUGACCACACUCAAUGUGGAUCAAGGAGGAGAAUUCAGGAUUAAAAGAGGACCAGAAAAAUAUGUCUGUGAUCUCACUCUGGAUGUAAACACCGCACACAAUCGUCUCGCUCUGUCUGAGAACUGCAGAAAAGUGACACAUGUGACAGAGGAGCAGUCCUAUCCUGAUCAUCCAGAGAGAUUUGUUGGCUUUCUUCCUCAGGUUCUGUGUAAAGAGAGUCUGACUGGACGGUGUUACUGGGAGGCCGAAUGGAGUGGUGAAGAGCUUUACGUAUCAGUGGCAUAUAAAGGAAUCCGUAAUGACUGUAGAUUUGGAUUUAAUGGAAAGUCCUGGAGUCUGGUUUGGUUUAAUAACAGAUUCAUUGCCAGACACAAAAAUGAGAGCACAAUCAUACCUGCCCCAUCGUGCUCUAAAAGAGUAGGAGUGUAUCUGGACUGGUCUGCUGGGGCUUUGUCCUUUUACAGCAUUUCUGACACGCACACGCACACACACUUACACACAUUCAAAACCAAAUUCACUGAACCACUCUAUGCAGGGUUUGGACUUUAUUGUGACAGUUCAGUGACUCUAUCUGCGAUUAAAGAGUUGUCUGUGAAAAACAAUGAAGACACACAUAAAAAUAACACAUGACUGCUGCCUUUUACAGCAGUAAACUCUUUAUCUCUCAUGAUCUUAUAUCAGAGUGUAAACCGAAACACACCCAUUGACUUUGGACCAAACAGGACUCUGCUUUGUUUUUAUAGACAUUUGAAUGCAGCUCAAGAGAAAAGACUAAAGAGUUAAAUUUGUCAUUUAUUGAUGUUAAACAUUAAAGGGUAGCUGAAUCUCCAACACUAUUCUUUAAAACAUCACAAUGUCCUUUUCUGCGAUAUCGGAAUAUAUAUUCUGUGCAAAAUUGUUCACAGAUAUGCAGUCCUCACUUUCUAAUUGUGGCUUCAUGUUUUUUCCCUUUAUUAGCUUUCUGAUCAAGUUAAGUCAGAUUUAUUAGUGUAGUGAAUCAUCUGAUUUCUUGAAUUGUCUCAGCACAUUUUAUAUUGAGCAGGUAUAAUAUUCAUUAAUAUUAAUAAUUCUAAUUCUUAUAUUCACUUAAUGACAAUCCAGCCUGCCCAUUCUAGUGUGUUGGGCUCAUGACUGGUGCUGGGUAAUUUUUCAGGGAUCUGGCUGUUCACUGUAAAAGUACCAUUACAUGGCCAAAAAUGUAGUGCAAGUAGAGUAAAA